Messenger RNA from Aspergillus vadensis CBS 113365, 1203 nucleotides. RefSeq lists its product as uncharacterized. The record is from RefSeq and is a predicted model, not a curated record. Gene Ontology annotation, molecular function: gamma-glutamylcyclotransferase activity. NCBI's taxonomy places the organism in Eukaryota, Fungi, Ascomycota, Eurotiomycetes, Eurotiales, Aspergillaceae. The transcript has a single exon. The coding region runs from base 1 to 1203 and encodes 400 amino acids.
AUGGCAGCAGUCAAUCGAGACGAAGAAGGAGGCCACUCCAUCCCUCGCACACGCCGCUCGAGCAUGAUCGAAACAUACGAGCGACUCGGAGAAAUCAGCCCUUUGACCGGUCACACACACCCCUCCCAACAGGAAACCGCCCAUUUUCUGCCUGAAACAACCCCCGAGAGGCGGCUAGUAUCGACAACAGAUCGGUCCCUCGAAAAGGACGCCGACCUUGCGGACAAGGUUACUACUCAUCAUUUCGAGGAGAUCGGAGACGGAAACCCACCACCUGAUGAAACCGUUCUAUACCUUGCCUACGGCUCGAACCUAUGCUCGGAUACAUUCCUGGGAAAGCGAGGCAUCAAGCCGCUCUCUCAAAUCAACGUCGUCGUUCCAGAUCUAUGGCUCACCUUCGAUCUCCCAGGCAUACCAUACCUUGAGCCCUGUUUUGCAGCAACACGACUUCGAAAACCCCCAGCCCAAGAAAAAGACAAUGCUUUAGACGGGAAAGCUACAACGGAGGAGGCCUCGCGUCUCCUCCUUAAGGACCCCGACUAUAACCCCAAGAUGCCACUCGUCGGCGUCGUCUACGAAGUCACCCUCACAGACUACGCCCGGAUAAUCGCAACAGAGGGCGGAGGACGCGGAUACGAAGACAAAGUCGUCGACUGCUACCCCUUCCCGAAGGCCUACAACCCCACAGACCCUCUCCCUGAGCGUCCAAGCACGAAGCCCUUCAAAGCCCACACGCUUCUAUCCCCGGCGGUGGCCGAGGACUUACUGGAAGCCACUACACAAGACCAAGCUCUCACAAGCCGGAAACAAUGCGGUUUCGUCUCGCGCUUUAGCCCUCUCAUCCGCCCCAACCCAUUCUACGCCCAACCUUCGGCUCGCUAUCUCAACCUAAUUAACAUGGGCGCCGCUGAGCAUGACUUUCCCGUUGCGUACAGGACAUAUCUUGCUGGGAUUCAGCCUUAUCGUAUAACUACCCUGCGGCAGAAGGUGGGCAAGGUGCUGUUUGCGGGUAUAUGGAUGACGCCGGUACUUCUGGUCUUGCUUUUGCAGAAAAUGUCUGCGGGCUCUGAUGGACGCAGUCCCCCUUGGCUGGUCAGAUUGGCGGAUGCUAUUUUCUUUGCCAUGUGGCAGUCGUAUGAUAAUGUGUUUCGGGGUGUCUUCGGGGAUGGGGAAAGGACAAUCGAUGAUGGUACUGCGCGGUAA